AUGCAAGCGUGCGAGGGCAGCGCAGCCGGACGCCGGGCCUUCGACAGCAUCUGCCCCAACAGGAUGCUCGACCUGUCGCGGCGGACCCUCGGCAAGCCCGGGAAGCCGGAGAGGAAGUUCGUUCCUACGUGGAAGUCCUUCUCAGGAUGCGGUGGCGGCAGCCCAGUGUCGGUGUACGAGGACCCUCAGGACACAGAGCUCGCCCCGCUGCCAGCUCUCACCACCAUAGACCUGCAGGACCUCGCAGACUGCACCUCGCUACUCGGAACCGAAGCGCCUCCUAGUGGUGAUUCUUCCGCAUCGCAGAACCCUUCCUUGCAAACUGAGGAAGACUUCAACCUGCAGAAUUUCAGAGAUGCGGUGGAUGAACUCAUUGCAGAUUCCUCCUCUCUGAUGUCGCCUCCCCUGACCGACGGUGACUUUCCCUUUUCUCCUUGUGAUGUUUCGCCUUUCCGGUCCUGCCUCUCCCCAUCGCUGGACCCACCUGCCUUGGGGUCUCCACCGCUGCCCCCGCCGCCGCCGCCUUGCACUACAGACCUGCCGCCACCACCAACGGAGCAGUACUGGAGGGAGGUGGCUGACCAGAACCAGAGGGCGCUGGGAACUGCUCUCAUAGAGAAUAACCAACUGCACGUGACGCUGACACAGAAGCAGGAGGAGAUAGCCUCGCUCAGGGAGAGGAACGUGCAGCUCAAAGAACUCGCCAGCCGGACCCGGCACCUGGCCUCAGUGCUGGACAAGCUGAUGAUCACGCAGUCCCCGGCCGAGCCCUUCCAGGUCAAGGCAACGACGAAAAGGAGCCUGGAGGAGCUGUUCUGUGCCGCGGGGCAAGCAGGGCAGGGUUGUGCGGAAGUGGACGCCAUCCUCAGGGACAUCUCCCAGCGCUGCGAGGAAGCCCUGCAGAACCGCGACCCCAAGCGGCCCCGCCUGCAGCCGGAGCCAGACAGCAAGGACUGCGGCUCCAGGAACCUCCAUGGCGUCUUCCGAGGGCUGCGCACCGACUGCAGCGCCAGCUCGGUGAAUCUGAGUCACAGUGAGCUGGAGGAGGCGGGCGGCUCCUUCAGCACGCCCAUCCGCAGCCACUGCACCAUCCGCACUCUGGCCUUUCCCCAGGGCAAAGCCUUCACCAUUCGGACAGUCAAUGGUGGUUACAAAUUCCGCUGGGUCCCCAGCUGA
Molecule: messenger RNA, 1176 nt
Organism: Apodemus sylvaticus (European woodmouse)
Lineage: Eukaryota; Metazoa; Chordata; Mammalia; Rodentia; Muridae
Gene: Mcidas
Product: multiciliate differentiation and DNA synthesis associated cell cycle protein
Exons: 7
Coding region: 1-1176 (391 amino acids)
Biological process (GO): negative regulation of cell cycle; negative regulation of DNA replication
Cellular component (GO): nucleus
Source: RefSeq, a predicted model, not a curated record